Molecule: messenger RNA, 1128 nt
Organism: Xenia sp. Carnegie-2017
Lineage: Eukaryota; Metazoa; Cnidaria; Anthozoa; Malacalcyonacea; Xeniidae
Exons: 1
Coding region: 1-1128 (375 amino acids)
Biological process (GO): DNA integration
Molecular function (GO): nucleic acid binding
Source: RefSeq, a predicted model, not a curated record
AUGGCAGAAGGAUUUUCUAGGCCAACACGACUCUCGUUUGAAGGCAACGUUGCUGAGAAUUUGCGUUGCUUCAAACAGAACUAUGAAAUAUACAUUGUUGCUGCAGGACAUAGUCGGAAAUCAAAGAAAGAAAAGUCAUGCAUCCUCUUAAAUCUAAUGAGCUUAGAAAUAGAAGCAGAAGUUAGAAAGUGUGAUAUCUGCAAUGCCCAUAAGAGUCAUCAACAAAAGGAGCCUCUACAAUCACAUACUGUACCACAUCGACCAUGGAGUAAAGUUGGAGCAGAUCUGUUUGAAUUGAAUGGUAGAAGCUAUCUUCUUAUGGUAGAUUACUACAGUGGAUUCUUUGAAAUUGAUUACUUGUUAAAUACAACAUCAAAGACAAUUAUCACAAAGAUGAAAUCUCAAAUUGCGAGAUACGGAAUUUUCGAAGAUCUUAUAACAGAUAAUGGUCCACAAUUCAGGAGUAAAGAAUUUCGUGCAUUCUCGUUACAGUAUGGAUUUAAACAUACAACAAGUUCACCUGGAUAUCCAAAACGUAACGGCAUGUCAGAACGUGCUGUGCAGACAGCAAAAGCAAUCAUAAAGAAAGCAAAAUAUGAUAACACCGAUCCUUAUUUAGGACUCUUUAAUUAUAGAAAUACACCUAGAGAUGAAAUUGUUGGCAGUCCAGCUCAACGACUAAUGGGACGAAGAACUAGGACAUUACUACCAAUAUCAGAGAAGUUACUUGAAUUUCAACCAUUAAACCCUGUUAAUGUUCAAGAAAAAUUGAAAAUGUAUCACGAGAAACAAAAAGAGUUUUAUGAUCGCAAUGCAAAAACACUUCCACCAUUAAAAGAAGGAGAUAAGGUACGUAUAAAAACAGAAAAAGGCUUCCAAAAGGAAGGAAUCGUGGAAAAAUCGUUACUUGAGCCAAGAUCGUAUUUGGUUACGUCUGAUGGUACCUACUAUAGAAGGAAUAGAAAUCAUUUAUUAAAGAUUAAUGAAGAAUCGACAAGUCAAAAUACAGAUAAGUCUUAUAGUGAGAACAAUAGAUCUUAUAAAAAUUCUAAUGAAAGUACUAACAACAGUAAUAUAAGAGCUCGGUAUGGACGUCUAAUCAAAAAACCUAAUAGAUAUUCUUAUUAG